CGACAACAACACACGACCACCCACUCACUCACCCACCACCAUCACAGGGGACAACCAGCACCAUGGCUCCCCGCGCACCCACCCUCCUCUCGCUCAUGUCCUCGACAGGCACGUACCCGCCCGUGCCCAACACCGAGGACCUCGAGUCGCUGCGGUCGGCGCUCGAAGCGCAGUCCAGUUCCACCGCGACGCGGAUAGCGUCCUUCCCUGCCCCCUCGAACGGCACCAACAUGUCCAAGAAGACGGCGCCGGCGGGCAAGAGCGCCGCUGCGUUCCGCGAGGAGGCGAAGCAGAACAAGAAGGACGGCAAGAAGCGCAAGGAGCGCGAGGAGACGGACGAGAGGGAGCGCGCGGCGCUCGCGGCCAACCAGAGAGCCGGGGCCGCCCUCGAGGCCGUGGAGAGGCGAAGAGUCGACCCCGAGGUCAAGGUCAAGAAUGAGAGAGCGGCGUCCCCCGCCCCGUCGAAUGCGUCGUCGGCCAGCUUCCGGCCCGGCGGCCCUCAGGCGACCUACGGCGGCAUUCAGAAGCGCAAGAAGGCCAAGCGGGUGUUGGAUUCCGACGACGAGGCAGCACAUUCGACACCACCGCCCCACCAGGCGUCGACAUCUGGCCUCAAGCUCAAGCUCGCGCCUGGAGUACACAACAAGUCGCGCCCGCAGCCGGUUGACCCCAGCCCUACGCCAUCGUCGACAGCAUCAGCGCCGCUACCUGGAGGGCAUAUCGACUGGACACUGCCGGCACCACCGCAGCGCGCACUAGUGCCCCCACGACCAGAGGUGCAGAAGCCGCUGCCCGCCGGCCCGAAGCGCCAGAGCGAGGUGGACGAGGACUACAGCGACAAGAAGGCGCCAAGCCAGAUCGCCAUGGCGACGUUCUGGCAGAACGUCGAGCCGUACAUCCGCGACAUUCGAGAGGACGACCUCGCAAUGCUCAACUUCAAGGCCGACACACCAGACUCGUACCUCAUCCCGCAGCGGGGACGGCACUACACCGAAAUAUGGGACGAGGAGGAUGCCUUGCCGCCGGGAACGACACCGCGGUUCCCGGUGCCCAAUUUACGCCAAGCGGCCAACGGCACACACCAGCCCCCGCUGGUACACUGCGUCCCGACAGAGAUCCGCGACGCCAACCUGCUCGAGGAGAACAAGGGGCUUGGGUCGAUGACGGAGCGUGUGGUUGCGGCGGUUAUUGGCGGAGACGAUAUUGCGGCUGCGGCCAAGGAGGCGGCAGACAAGAAGCCAGAGCCGGAGGGCGAGCCUGUAAACGCGACGCGCGUCGACGUCGUCGACCUCGAAGACCGCGUCAAGAAGGAGCUCCGUUCGGUCAUGCUCCUUGGCGAGCAUGAGGAGUUUGAUGCGGCAAACCGUGACGACGACGAGGUCACCUCUGCGCUCAGACAGUGCCAGCGGCUACUGCUCCAACAAACCGCGAUCAACGAGGCGCGCAAGACGCGCUUGGGGAAGAUUGCAAAGGACCGCCUCGCAUAUGGCGAGUACCAGGGUGUGCUCGAGGAGACGGAAAAGCAAAUCGAGGCCUUGUGGGCCAAGCGCAUCAAGAAACACGGCUCGGGCGGUAAAAAGACACUGCAGAAUGGUGUCAUUUCCGGCAACGGUCGACCUGCAGUUCCCGACUCGCUCAAGCGGCUAUUGAGUGUCCGCAACAGAUGGAUCGACACGGUCGGCCGCACGAUGCACGAGCGCCCGGAUGGUGAAGUUUCCGGGUUGCCGUCCAAGAGCAUCUACGAGGGCAUUGUCGACGAAAACGAGGACGGCGACGUCAAAACUGUCGACGAGGCCAUGGAGGUGGACGAGGCGGAUGAGGACGAGGUUGACGGCACGGCCGUCUGAGUGCGGCGUGUGUGUGUGUUUACUGGAUUCACAGGCGACAGUUGUCGCCGCCCGGUCUUCAGUGUUCCGGCGCACGUGGAGAAGAAACAGGGUCGGAGCGACGUCACGCACGAGCGCACGAGGACGCGGGGUAGCUGCUGCGGCAUGAGGCUGCGGCCCAUGUUGUUGUUUGC
Messenger RNA from Vanrija pseudolonga, 2020 nucleotides. It is a transcript of the gene ngg1, whose product is annotated as Chromatin-remodeling complexes subunit ngg1. Lineage: Eukaryota; Fungi; Basidiomycota; Tremellomycetes; Trichosporonales; Trichosporonaceae. Gene Ontology annotation, biological process: regulation of transcription by RNA polymerase II. Bases 63 to 1847 code for a protein of 594 amino acids. Gene Ontology annotation, molecular function: transcription coactivator activity. The record is from RefSeq and is a predicted model, not a curated record. Gene Ontology annotation, cellular component: SAGA complex. The transcript has 3 exons.